GGCAACCGGCUGUGAUGCCGGAAGCUGAUGUGUGUAAACACCGCUCAGACGUUUUUAUUUAGCUAUUAGUUGACGUUUUUUAAUAGAUUAUACCUACACAAAGCUCUACAAUGAAAGACACGAGCUCAAAGAGACCCAAGAGCAAAGAGGCCAACAAAAAAAAGACCAAAGAUAAAAGUAAUGCAGAUAAUCUGCCCAAACCAGAAGAAGCAGCUGCGUCUGAACCUGGUCAUCCCGAAUACAUCUUCCCACUGGUCCUGACCUCGGUCUCGCAGGAGCUGUUCGGCUGUCGGGCAGAUGAGGACGUCACGGCAGAAAAUCCACACAAACUGCUGAAAAAACAAGACAUUAUUCAGGACCUCAGACACAGAGCAGCAGUGUGUGACUUCAGCCCUGUUAAACAGGCUGUACUGGAUUAUCCUGAAGACGAGCUCCUGCUGGUGUUUGACAGAGACUUCAUCUACGGUCAGAGCUUCUACCUGGUGCUCACAGUCCAGGCCAAGGAGAGCAUACUGAAGCCUCCAGCAGAGGGAGCUGAUGAGCAGAUGGAGGAUGAAGAACAGCAGGAGGAAGAGGAGGAGAUGAUGACGAAGACUCCAGAGCCUCAGCCGUGGGUGUCUCUGGGCAGUGAACGUUUAGUGUAUACUCCAUCAGCUGUUUUAAGUUCUGUCAUCUGUGUGCGUCAGCUCAGGUACAGUGUGUGUCCUCUGGGGCGGCGCUCUGGGACUCGUGUGCGCUUCUCUGACCGUAACGCUCUGGACUGGAAGGAGGAGCUGGUGGAGUGUUCAUCAUAUGAGGACAAGAGCUUCAGCAUCACACGCAUGGAGAGAGACAGCAGCACACAGACCUGCAGAGACAACACACACACCUGCACACAGACACUCUGGAAGAAGCCGAAGAACAUGUGGAGUCAGUACGAGCCGCGAGAGUUCAGCUCAGAGGAGAAACAGCAUCAGCUGCAGUCAGAAAACCUGAAGAACUUCAUCACGUCUGUGGCCAGGAGGUUUGAGAUCUACCUGCAGCAGAAUCUGAUCGCAGACGUGUUUUGUGACGACUGGACGGCGCUGUGUGAGGACGACGCUUCACUGAUGGGGAAAACAGAGACUCAGCUGAAGGAGUAUCAGUCCUUCAUGGACCUGCACUUCAGCAAAGAGAAAACCAUCAGCCAUGUGCAGUGGCAUCCCUCCAUCAGCGGAGUGAUUGUGGUGUCCAUGAUGGAGAGACUGUCUCUGGAGGAGCGCAUCGACAGCUCCACUAAACUCCUGCUCAACCCCUCACACAUCCUGUUCUGGAGCUUCUCUGACCCCAUCAACCCACAGCUGCAGCUGGAGUGUCCAGAUGAUGUUCUGUGUUUUCAGUUUUCUCCGUCUGACCACAACAUCAUCGCCGGCGGCUGCAUGAAUGGACAGGUAGUAUUAUGGGAUAUUUCAGCACAUGUGGAUCGACUGCAGGACACACGGAGCGGCGGCAAAAACAUCCUAAACAAACUAGGCAAAAGCGAUGCGACUCCAGUGGUCCGCUACUGUGCUGUAUCUGGAAUAGAGAACGGACACAAAGCCCCAAUCACAGAUAUCCAGUGGCUGCCGGAAACCUUUGAGGUCAACAAAUUAGGGACUCCAGUGGAGAAUCAGAGCCGGACAUCAGUUCAGCUGGUCACGUGUGCUCCUGACUGCUGUGUGUUAUUCUGGGAUCUUCGGGCUCCUCGAGUCAUGGUUCAUUCCCUCACAGACAUCAAACAGAAACAAGAGGAAAAGCCUCUGGAAAACCCUCACGGCGUGCCCAAUACAUUCACACACCUCAACCUGACCUGGAAACCCUUCAUCAGAGUCUCUUUACCAAAGAUCAGCUCGAGCGGUGAAUACAGUCCUCUGAGGUUCAGCAUGAGGGAGAAUACAGUAGACUACAAUACAGGUGAUAAGUCUGUGAGCGGAGCAGACAGUCGUGUAUUCGCUCAGCUCCGCAUGCAGUCGGCCAAACAGCAGAAACCCCUACAGAACAUCAGCACUAAACUCUACAUCGCGACCGAGGAUGGAGAACUGGUUUACACCGACUGGAAGGUGGAGAAAGACAACGACUCAGGACGAAUGCUGAGUGCCAAACCGCUGGAUGUGUUCCUCCUGCAGGACACUCUGCUCCACACCGUCAGCAGAUCUCCAUUCUUCAGAGAUAUCAUCCUGACUGUCGGCAGAUUCAGCUUCUCCAUCUGGAGAGAAGGACUCACCUGUGGGCCGCUGCUGAUGUCGGUGUACUCUAAGUCGAUGUUCUCGGCGGGUCACUGGUCUCGGUCGCGGCCCGCUGUGCUCUUCAUGGGGAGGGAGGAUGGAGAUGUGGAGGUGUGGGACCUGCUGCAGAACAGCCGACAGCCUUCACACACACAGAACAUCAGCACUGCCGCCAUCAGCUGCAUACGCACACAGACCAGCUCCGGUAACACACACCCAUACACAGAAACACUGCACACACACACACACACACAGCCGCCAUCAGCUGCAUACGCACACAGACCAGCUCCGGUAACACACACGCAUACACACAAACACUGCACACAUACACACACACACACACACACACACACACACACACACAGCCGCCAUCAGCUGCAUACGCACACAGACCAGCUCCGUGUUUUGGAGGAGCGAGUGAGGGAAGCCAAACAGAAUCUUCUGGCGGUGUCGGACCGUCUCGGCACCCUGCACAUCCUGCAGAUCCCGGGGAGCCUGCGCAGAUCCUCCAGCAGCGAGAGGCAGAAUGUGGAGAAGUACUUCGAGAAGGAAGAAGAGCGGCUGCAGUACUUCGAGAAACGACAGAGCGAUCACCAAAAGAAGAAGAAGGAGACGGAAGCUGAACAGCAGAAGAAGAAGACGGAGCUGGUGACUCCUCCAAAACAGGAAGAGGAAGUGAACGCGGAAACACUGAAGGAAUACCAGCAGUUUCUGACUCUGGAGAAGCUCAUUCUGAAGGACAUGAACAUCCAGAACGAGACACAGCAGACCUGUAACACCAUAAACACACCAUAAACACACACACACACACACACACACACACACACACACACACACACACACACACACA
This is a messenger RNA of Danio rerio (zebrafish), 3072 nucleotides long. Lineage: Eukaryota; Metazoa; Chordata; Actinopteri; Cypriniformes; Danionidae. The record is from RefSeq and is a predicted model, not a curated record.